Messenger RNA from Chlorocebus sabaeus (green monkey), 1405 nucleotides. It is a transcript of the gene OR2T6, whose product is annotated as olfactory receptor family 2 subfamily T member 6. Gene Ontology annotation, cellular component: membrane. Gene Ontology annotation, molecular function: olfactory receptor activity; G protein-coupled receptor activity. The record is from RefSeq and is a predicted model, not a curated record. Gene Ontology annotation, biological process: G protein-coupled receptor signaling pathway. Lineage: Eukaryota; Metazoa; Chordata; Mammalia; Primates; Cercopithecidae.
CACUACCAUGAAUGAAAACAAUGAAACCUUGUCCAGUGGUUUUACCCUCAUGGGGCUCUUCACUCACGAUAAAGGCUCAGGAUUCUUUUUCAGUGUCAUUUGUGCCAUCUUCUUCAUGGCCGUGAUAGCUAAUGGGGUCAUGGUCUUCCUGAUUAACAUAGACCCUCAUCUCCACACCCCCAUGUACUUCCUGCUCAGCCACCUCUCCCUCAUUGACACAUUAUACAUCUCCACCAUUGUGCCCAAGAUGCUGGUGGAUUACCUCGUGGGCCAGGGGACCAUCUCUUUCAUCGCCUGCACUGCUCAGUGCUUUCUCUACAUGGGCUUUAUGGGGGCUGAAUUCUUCCUGCUGGGGCUCAUGGCCUAUGACCGCUACGUGGCCAUCUGCAACCCACUGCGCUAUCCUGUCCUCAUCAGCCAGCGGGUCUGCUGCGUGAUCCUGGCCAGCUCUUGGUUCGGCAGGGCUUUGGACACUUUUCUCCUCACCCCCAUCACCAUGAGUCUCCCGUUCUGUGCCUCUCACCAAAUCAAUCACUUUUUCUGUGAGGCACCCACCAUGCUGAGGCUGGCCUAUGGGGACAAAACCGCCUAUGAGACAGUGAUGUACGUGUGCUGUGUUGCAAUGCUGCUGAUCCCCUUCUCAGUGGUGACUGCAUCCUACACCAGGAUUCUCAUCACAGUGCACCAGAUGACAUCGGCUGAAGGGAGGAAGAAGGCCUUUGCCACCUGCUCCUCACACAUGACUGUGGUGACAUUAUUCUAUGGGGCUGCCUUGUAUACGUAUAUGCUUCCCCAAUCCUACCACACCCCAAUCAAAGAUAAGGUCUUCUCUGCCUUUUACACCAUCCUCACCCCCUUAUUAAACCCUCUCAUCUACAGUCUGAGGAACAGGGAUGUGAUGGGUGCCUUGAAGAGAGUCGUGGCAAGAGGUUAAGGGACCUGUGGUGUGAUGAGGAAAGAAUUCUGAUCGUCUAAAACCUCCUCAUCCUGUUUAAGCAUAUAUGGGCUUGCAUCAAGGAUACCAUGGAUAAUGCUGACAGGAACUGCCAAUACCAGCUGUGCUAAAUGGUGUAUCAACAGUACUUCCAUCCAAAAUGUGAAGAUGCUGUAACAGUCACACACAAAUAAUGCCAGAGUUCUAGAAACACUGCUCGUGUUUAUUCUUUUGUUUCUACCGAUUCCAAGUCUUCUCUCAUAUCAGUUCUCCGAUUGCAGUUCAUGUAUAUGAAUGCCCCCAAAUGUUGAGUUAACAUGACAUAUUCUGCCCAUCUUCAAUGGCUCCAUAAGAACUGGUGAUUUUGACUAUAUUGUUUAAACAAUCCAUCAGUUGGCUUAUCAAAGAUAAGGUUCGAUGUCAGGGUUCGAAAGACAUAUGAAAGAGACUAAACUGUCAUAAAACUGUAAA